Molecule: messenger RNA, 937 nt
Organism: Myotis lucifugus (little brown bat)
Lineage: Eukaryota; Metazoa; Chordata; Mammalia; Chiroptera; Vespertilionidae
Product: complement factor H-related protein 4-like
Exons: 6
Coding region: 52-936 (294 amino acids)
Source: RefSeq, a predicted model, not a curated record
CCCAAACAGCAGCGCUGGACUCUCUGUGCUAACACACCCGGGGAGCCCACCAUGCAGUUCCUAGUCACGGUCAUCCUCACCCUGUGGGUCUCCUGGGCUCGUGGACAAGAAAUAACAUGUGAUCCUCCAGUAAUUCCAAACAGUGACUUUGCUUCUAAAAUGAACCAAUACGGACUUGAUGGUGUCAUCACAUACCAAUGCAGAAAUGGCUUCUAUCCUCCCCUUCUGGGAAAUACCACAAAAUGCACUCGUGUAGGCUGGGUACCCCGUCCCAGAUGUGUCCCUAAGCCCUGUGACUUUCCAGAAAUAAAACAUGGACGCAUCUACCGGGAAGAUAGCAUUAGACCAUACUUUCCAGCAUCAGUAGGACAAUCGUUUCCCUAUAGCUGUGACAAAAACUAUGUCAGACACUCACCAUUUUUCUGGGGAUCAAUUACUUGCACACCAGAAGGAUGGACCCCGAAAGUGCCCUGCCGCAAACAUUGUGACAUGCCCAUAUUUGAGAAUGCCAGAGCCGUAAUCACUGGAAGACCAUUUCGACCUAAUGCCACGUUGGACUACCAAUGCCUGGAUGGCUAUGAAAACAGAGAUGGAAGCACCAAGGGGUCCAUGGUGUGUGGUGAGGGCGGCUGGUCCCACUUGCCAACCUGCUUUAAAUCUGCAGACAAGUGUGGGCCUCCUCCAGCGAUUAGCAAUGGAGACUUCACCUCCCUCCUAUUGGAAGGGUAUCCUCCAGGGUCAAGAGUGGAAUACCAAUGCCAGGCCUACUAUGAACUCCGGGGUCCUCAAUAUGUAACCUGUAGUUAUGCAAAGUGGUCUGAAGUCCCGAGGUGCAUAGAUCCAUGUGUAAUAUCAGAAGAAAUCAUGCAUGAAAAGAACAUACGGUUAAAAGGGACAGAUGACAAAACCUAUUAUGUAAAAACGGAAUAUCAUUGAA